UUUGAAUUUUGUUCUACAGAAAAAUGGGAAUUUUUAGGUCAGAAGAUAUGAACUUGAUCAAAUGCGUCAUGUCGAAGGACUCUGCCUUCGAUAUAAUGGAAGCAUUUGGAGAACUAGGAGUCGCUGAUUUUAUCGACUUGAACAAACACGAGCAAGUUUACGACCUGCCGUUUACAAAGCAAAUCAGGCGAUGCAAUGAUAUUAUCAGGAAAAUAGACUUCUUGAUAGAAGUCUGCCAGUCCCAUGGGAUCGAGCAGAGAUCCCUCUCUAGUAUGGCAGACUUUGAAGAAGCGAAAGAAGCCCUCAGAGAAGAGUUCAAAACUAGCAAAUACGCAGUUUUUGACAAGAUUGAGAAGGAGUGCGAAGAAAAAGAAUCCUUUAUCAAUGAUCAGACCAAGAACAUCAAGGAUAUGUGGCAUAAUUAUAACUAUCUGCGAGAAUACUGAGAAGUCUUGAAGAAAGUCUCUACUUUUCUUCUAAAUUCACCCAAUAAUGUCAGGAUUAGCAGAUUCUCGAAUUGUGGAAGCGAUCCAGAGGAUCGCAAGAAAUCUGAUGAUAACUUUUUUAAGGUUGAUUCAGAGUCUUCGAAUGAAGAAAUAUCACCUGAAGGUUAUCAAGCCCAAAACAAGAUUCUUAACCUGAGCUAUCUAGCUGGGAUUGUCGAGAGAGAUGAAGUUGAGCGGAUGAAAAAGAUCGUCUUUCGUGCUUCCCGAGGAAAUGCUCUAAUUCACUCAAUGCCAAUAGAUAUCGAAAUCAAGGAAUACCUUGGUCAAUCUAAGCUGAAAGAUGUGUAUAUAAUCACUUUCCAGGAGGGAGAGACUCUUCGAGCAAAACUUGAAAGAGUCUGUGACUCUUUCAAUACCGAUCAUUACCAGGUCCCAAACGAUGAUAUCCGAAAUAAGAUUGAGCACAUUAAAGACAAGAUCAAAGAGACUGAGUAUUUGAUAAAUACAACAAAUAAUGAAAUGAGAGCUUAUCUUUGCAAAGUAUGCAAACUCAAAGAGACAUAUCUUGUUAAUUCAGGAAUAUCAAGACUGAUGCUAUACAAGCUUAUCUCUGAAUAUGAUAAGGCUGUCUACUUGAACCUAAACAAAUUGGUCCCAAAGACCUCACUUUUUCAGGGCUAUUUUUGGUCAGCACGAGGUUCAGGAGAAAUAUUGCAGAAACUAGAUCAUGAAGAAUGCUACUUAACUGAAAUACAGUUUGAGGAUAGUAUGAAUCAUAAGAUUCCUCCACCUACAUUUUUCAGAACGAAUGCUUUCUUGGACCCAUUUCAAGAAAUAGUUAACACGUAUGGAAUUCCGUGAUAUAAAGAAGCAAAUCCAGCACUGUUCACCAUUGUUACCUUUCCCUUCCUGUUCGGCGUUAUGUUUGGAGAUAUAGGCCAUGGAACAAUCCUGCUUUUGUUUGGAGCCAUCCUGUGCCUGUUCUCAGGGUCAUUAGAAAAUACAGCAUUGAAGGAUAUGGUAAAUGUGAGAUACUUGAUCUUACUGCUUGGUUUCUUUGCAACAUUCUGAGGGUGGAUUUACAAUGAUUUCAUGUCUAUUCCAGUAGAACUGUACGAUAGCUGUUACACUAUUAAUUCUAAAACUACAGAAGUCGCUCUUAAGCAAGACUGAGUUUAUCCAAUUGGAAUAGAUCCUUCCUGGUAUUUAGGUAAAAAUGAGCUCACAUUUGCUAAUUCAUUAAAAAUGAAGCUUUCUGUUAUUUUUGGAAUCGCACAGAUGUCACUUGGAAUCUUCUUAAAGGCGUCAAAUGCAGUAUAUUUUAAGAAAAAGUUGGAGCUUUACUUUGAAUUUAUUCCCCAAAUCACACUCCUUUGGUGUAUAUUCGGCUAUAUGAUUACUCUAAUCAUCGUGAAAUGGCUGUCUCCGUACCCGGACUCAAGCCAGGCACCUGCUAUUAUUGCAUACAUGAUUGAGAUGUUUCUAAACUUUGGGGCGAUAUCAGGAAAUGCUAUAAUCCAUAGCCAGGGUAUCAAUGAGGCUCUUCAUGUGCUUCUCCUUAUGGUCUCUCUGAUCUGUAUCCCAACAAUGUUGUGCGUCAAGCCAUACCUUCUUUGGAGAGAUAUGAAAAAGAGCCAUCAUGAGCCUGGUGAAAUUGAAAUGCAAGAAUUCUCUAGGGCGAAAAAGAACCAGUACCAUAGAUUUGAGGAAGAAGAAGACAAGCAGAUUGGCAUACCUGGUCAAGAAAAGGAAGAGAUUGCUGGAUUUGGUAAGAGAGCUCACGAGCAAGCUGAUGACUUUGGACACCAAGAAAGCGAUGCUUUGAAAGAGAGACUUUAUACUUCAGUGGCAGAUAUCAUGGGUGAAGAUAAUCACGCUAUUAGUGAAAUUGCUAUCCACCAACUUAUAGAGACAAUUGAGUUUGUGCUAGGAACUAUUUCGAAUACAGCAUCUUAUUUAAGACUUUGGGCAUUAAGUCUGGCUCAUUCACAGUUAGCAGCAGUGUUCUUCGAGAAAGUUCUAGAGGAGUCUUUUGUGAUGGCAAGUCCUAUAGGACUCUUUCUCUUAUUUCCAUUGUUCGCAACAGCUACCAUUGGGGUAUUAAUGUGAAUGGAUGCUAUGGAAUGCUUCCUACAUACUCUCAGACUUCAUUGGGUUGAGUUUCAGAACAAGUUUUUCAAAGGAACAGGGUAUAAAUUCAAAGGAUUUUCUCUGUCUGAUGAGUUACAAAUGCGUAAUAAUUAGUAAUUUAGGUGAGUUUCAAUAGGAAA
Moneuplotes crassus is the source of this 2716-nucleotide messenger RNA. The record is from the annotation of a GenBank genome assembly. NCBI's taxonomy places the organism in Eukaryota, Ciliophora, Spirotrichea, Euplotida, Euplotidae.